AUGUUCCUGUUUUUACUUCAAUCGUCAUACUGAUAUCUUCAGAGCUACAUAUUGACACUUUAAUUUCAUUGAUGUCAGCUGACUUUAAUCACAUAUUGUGUCACCUACAAGAUAUAAUAACACCAUAUGUUUUGUUUGGUCAAUCAGUGUAAAUGAAUCAGAUUUCUCUGUUUCUUCUCCUGAAGCUCUGCCACCAUCAGUGAAAGACAAAGACAGAGUUUAUUGAAGGACAGUGAGAAGAUGAGUGAUCCAGAACCCUGCAGAAUUAAACAGGAAGAGACUGAAGAGCUAAUAGAUGUGAUGGUGGAGGAGGAGAGUGAAACAUUGAAUGGAAAUGAGGAGAAACAUGUCAAAAGUGAAAAUGAAACUCGCACAAACACUGAACACAGGUGCACCUGCACUCAGUGUGGAAAGAGUUUUGGGCGCAAAUACGGUCUCAUCGUUCACAUGAAGACCCACACUGAAAUAAAACCUUACAAGUGUUCGCGCUGCGACAAGAGAUUCAGUAAGACGAAACAUCUGAGAGCACACAAGAAGAUUCACACUGGAGAGAAACCGUAUCACUGCAUUGAUUGUGGGAAGAGUUACAGGGAUAUAUUUACUCUGCAGAGACACACAAAACAAUUUCACGAGAUGACUGAAGCCGUGAAGGUCCACCUCAAUGUUCAAACAAAGAUGAAGGGUUUUUUAUGCUCUCUGUGUGGGAAGAGUUACAGUUGUCAAAACAGUUUAAAAAUCCAUCAGAUGAUCCACACUGGAGAGAAACCGUACAAGUGUUCACACUGCGGCAAAGCAUUCAGUCAGCUACACACCCUGAAAGCACAUGAGAGUAUUCACACUGGAGAGAAACCGUACACAUGUACUCAGUGCGGGAAGAGUUUCAGACAACCAUCAAACCUUUAUCAACACAAGAUGAUCCACACUGGAGAGAAACCGUACACAUGUACUCAGUGCGGGAAGAGUUUCAGACAAUCAUCAAACCUUCAUCAACACAUGAUCGUCCACACUGCUGAUAAAACGCAUGAAUGUGAUCAGUGCGGAAAAGCAUUUUCAACACUUUCAGUGCUGAGGAUCCAUCUUAGAGUUCAUACAAAGGAGAAACCAUAUUCAUGUUCUGAGUGUGGAAAGAGUUUUACAGUGCAGUCGCAGUUCAAAGCACAUCAGAAGAUGCACACUGGUGUGAGAGAGUUUGUGUGCUCCGAGUGUGGGAAGAGUUUUAUUACAGCAGGAGGAUUGAAACAGCAUCAGAUGAUCCACACCGGAGAGAAACCUUUCAAGUGUUCACACUGCGACAAGAGUUUUGGGCGCUUGCAAAAACUGAAAAUACACCAGAGGAUUCACACUGGAGAUAAACCGUAUACAUGUAGUCAGUGUGGGAAGAGUUUCAGUCACUCACCGAGCCUUCAUCAUCACCUGCUGAUCCACACUGGAGAGAAACCUCACAAAUGUGAUCAAUGCGGCAAAACAUUUUCGAGGCUUCCAGGACUGAAGGACCAUCUUCGACUUCAUACAAACGAGAAGCCUUAUUCAUGUUCUGAGUGUGGAGAGAGUUUUACAUCGCGGUUAUAUUUAAGAAGACAUCAGAGGAUCCACAGUGGUGUGAAUUUCUCUGCUUAUUCUCCUGCCGUCAUCAGUGAAAGACAAAGACAGAGUUUAUUGAAGGACAGUGAGAAGAUGAGUGAUCCAGAACCCUGCAGAAUUAAACAGGAAGAGACUGAAGCGCAAAUAGAUGUGAUGCUGGAGGAGGAGAGUGAAGCACUGAGUGAAGAUGAGGAGAGAUACGUCAAAAAUGUGAAGGAGGAGAGUGAAGCACUGAGUGACCAUGAGGAGAAACAUCAUGUCAAAAGUGAAACUGAAACUCAGUUAGCCACAGAGCAAAGUUUUUUAAUGAACAGCACAGCUGUAAACAGUUUCAUCUGCACUCAGUGUGGAAAGAGUUUCAGCCGCAAGUGCAGUUUCAGCCUUCACAUGAAGACCCACACUGGAAAGAAACCUUACAAGUGUACUCACUGCGACAAGAGAUACCGAAAUUCAAGACAUCUGAGAUCCCACAUGAAGAGUCACCCUGGAGUGAAACCGUUUCACUGCAUUGAUUGUGGGAAGAGAUUUGCAGAUUCAUCUUCUCUACGAACACAUGCGCGAACAUUUCAUAAACUGAGUGAAAACAUGAAACUCUACCUUAAUGUCCACACGAAGAAGAGGCCUUUUGUAUGCUUAUCAUGUGGAAACAGUUACAACCGUCCAGACAGUUUAAAAAGACACGAGAUUGUCCACACUGGAGAGAAACCUUUUCAGUGUUCACAGUGCGGCAAAUCAUUCAGCCGGUUAGGAAACCUGAAACUACAUGAGAGGAUUCACACCGGAGAGAAACCGUACAAGUGUUCACACUGCAGUAAGAGCUUCAAUCAGUCGGCAAAUCUGAAAACACAUGAGAUGAUGCACACUGGAGAGAAACCGUUCGCAUGUACCGAGUGUGGGAAGAGAUUCAGACACUCAUCACACAUGGGUCGACACAUGAAGAUCCACACUGGAGAGAAACCACACGAAUGUGAUCAAUGCGGCAAAACGUUUUUGAGCAUUUCAGAGCUGAAGGAGCAUCGUAGGGUUCACACAAAGGAGAAGCCUUAUUCAUGCUCUGAGUGUGGAAACUGUUUUACUCGACUGACAAGUUUAAGAAAGCAUGAGAAGAUCCACACUGGUGUGAAAAACCAUGUGUGCGUUGUGUGUGGAAAGGCUUUUAUUUCAUCUGGAGACUUGACACGACACAAGAGAACUCACACUGAUGGGAAGCCAUUUAUAUGUGUCGAGUGUGGGAAGAGCUUCAGGAAAUUAUCAUAUCUCAAUAAACACAUGAAAUUCCACACUGGAGAGGAAACACAAAACUGAUCAAUGCAGCAAAACACUUUUGAGUGCUUCAGAGCUGAAGAAACAUCUUUGAGUUCAUACAAAGGGGAAGCUUAAAGGAAGAUUUUCGCUCGUGCUGAUCGUCAAUGUUUUUUGAGAUGUUUUUGUUGACAUGAGUGUACAUACAAAAUUACUCCCUGACCUUAGAUGAACAUAUGUGAACAGAAAAGUGAAAUUAUACCAUCAAAUCCUACUUGAUCUUUAAUUACUCUCCAUAAUUACCAGAAUGUCUCCCUCCUGCCAACAUUUUUGUAGUCACUGUUGAGUUUAUCAUACAACUCUGUGUGUUCAGAAUUCAAUGAAAGAAGCAGCCCCACAUUCGUUAGGGAUGGCGUGAAACUGACAUUUUGAGUUGUCAAGAUCCUGAAGCGCAAGUGUUUCGAAACACUGCACCAAAGCAUGAUCCGAAACACCCAGAUCACGUGACUAAAACGAUUCAAAGCAAUCCGAAACACCCAGAUCACGUGACUAAAACGAUUCAAAGCAAUCCGAAACACCCAGAUCACGUGACUAAAACGAUUCAAAGCAAUCCGAAACACCCAGAUCACGUGACUAAAACGAUUCAAAGCAAUCCGAAACACCCAGAUCACGUGACUAAAACGAUUCAAAGCAAUCCGAAACACCCAGAUCACGUGACUAAAACGAUUCAAAGCAAUCCGAAACACCCAGAUCACGUGACUAAAACGAUUCAAAGCAAUCCGAAACACCCAGAUCACGUGACUAAAACGAUUCAAAGCAAUCCGAAGCACCCAGAUCACGUGACUAAAACGAUUCAAAGCAAUCCGAAACACCCAGAUCACGUGACUAAAACGAUUCAAAGCAUCGGGCAUUUCAGAAACCUUUCGAGACCUGCCGAAUCUGCGUUUGAUUGACAAUGUCAAAAGAAAACUCUGUUUUAAGUAGCCUAGUGGACUGUGCGUGUACACGAAGUAACUGGGUUUGAAUCUCGACUUAUAUAAAUACUCAGAAAUUGUGAAUAAUGUUACUUUUUUAUGACCAAAACAACAUAUUUAUUCACAAAGCGUUAAUUCGGAUGUCAGACCAAUGCUAAAACAAAACAUGUUACAAGAACAGAGCUGAUGACCUUUAGCUGCAUCACCUUGGAUCUCUGCAUGCCAGUCAGAACCUCUCACCGCUUUACUAAAGCACUUGAAACCUCAAUUCUACAACGUGGAGCUAGGGUUAGGGCAAACUCUCUUUUUUACCUCAAUUUGUUUAACUGCUUGAUUGCUGAAGCUUCUACAGCAGGGGUCGCCAAUCUCUGUCCUCCAGGGCUGGUGUCCCUGCAGGGUUUAGCUCCAACUUGCCUCAACACACCUCCCUGGAUGUUUCAAGUAUACCUACUAAGACCUUGAUUAGCUGGUUCAGGUUUGUUUGAUUAGAGUUGGAGCUAAAACCUGCAGGACACCGGCCCUCCAGGAACAAGUUUGUUGACCCCUGUUCUAAAGCAUGGGUCUCAAACUCAAUUCCUGGAGAGCUGCAGCUCUGCACAGGUUCGCUCCAACCCCAAUCACAGCUGAUCCAAAUAAUCAAGUUGCUCAAAAGUCUUGAACAUCUUGAUUAGUUGAAUCAGCUGUGUUUGAUUAGGGUUGGAACAAAACUGUGCAGAGCUGAGGCUCUCCAGAAAUUGAGUUUGAGAUCUAUGUUCUAGAUCAGGGUUGUCCAAACUUGGUCCUGGAGGGCCAGGGACCUGCAAAGUUUAGUUCUACUAGCUAGACACACCUGGUCUAGCUAGUCAAGCUCUUACUAGGCUUUUUAGAAACAUCCUUGCAGGUGUGUUGAGGCAAGUUGGAGCUAAAAUCUGCAGGACACCGGCCCUCUAGCACCGAGUUUGGACACCCCUGUUCUAGAGCAAUAUAUAAAAGUGACUGUAGAGACGGUUUUCGAAACCUUUCGAAGCUUCAACACAAUAGUUUCUACUGCUUCAGUGUUUCAUGAAGCCUCGCUCAGCCCACUGCUAACAUUCGUCUUGCCUCAGUGCAUCUUCUUCUGUAAUGUGUGCUUGUCUAAACUAUUUUGUUCUUGAGCACCAUCAGGUGGUGUUUAUGAUACCUAUAGCAGCUCCAUGCACAUGAACAAAAGGACCAAUCUCAUUAGUGGACCAAUUUUAGACAAGGUGCGUCAAAAUAAAAUAAAAUUUAACUUUCACAUUGGUUUGUUUUGUCACGAAGCAAUAAAUGUUGGUGGAAAGCAUGAGCGAAAAUGUCUCGUUGUAUAUCAGUCUUUAUUAAUUGUUUACAAAGAAUUAAAUUUACCUUCCUGAAAAUUCUCAGUUGAUCGUUAAACAUGUGUAUGCUAAUGAAUUCCACGCCGGGUGCGCACUCAUUCACAAUUAGCAUAAUCCCCUCCUAUGAAUUUACUAAAUUGCCAUGUAGUUUUACUAAUACUCUGUGCAAAAUUACUUUCUGUUCCCCAUGUGAGAUUUAUCCUCUCAUUUAGGAUUGAUCUUUGAAUUAAACAGUUAGUUCACCCACUCUCUCAUGGCCUUCCAAUCUUUUAAUACCUUCAUUCAUCUUUAAGCACAAUUACGAUAUUUUAGAUCAGGGGUUCUCAAUCUCAGUCCUGGGGGUCCAGUGUUCUGCAGAUUUUAGCUCCAACCUAAAUCAGACAUGCCUGGGCUAGCUAAUCAAGCUCUUAAGCCGCGGUCACAUUAGAGUUUGAGCUUGCAAACUUCUGUUAGACUGUGCUGCGAAAAGGGGCAGGAUUAAACAAGAUAAUUAGACAUUUAAAAAGCGGGCAAUUGGUCCAUAUUUAAAUUUAAAGAGGUCAUAUUUUGAUCUUUGAUUGAUCGCACACAGUCACGUGAUGCGAUUUUGAAAGUCAGAGUUUACCAAGCUUGAACUUUGCAAUGCAGCAAACUGCGAAACUUGUCGCACAAGCUUGCGUUUCCGGUCCGAUGCAGUGUGACUGCAGCUUUACUAGGCUUUCUAGAAACAUUCUUGCAGGUGUGUUGAGGCAAGUUGGAGCUAAAAUCUGUGCGACACCGGACCUCCAGGGCCGAGUUUCAGAACCUGUUUUUAAUCUGAGAGCUUUCUUAUUCUCUAAAGAUAGCAAGGGUCCUGAGAUGCUCAAAGUCCAGAAAAGAAAGCAAAACAUUGUCAAAACUGUCCACGAAACUUCAGAAGUUUAAUUAUAAUCAUACAAAGCUUUAAUAUAACUUUUGUUUGCCAAUAAAACAUUGUACGUGCAAUGAAAUCGUUGCCAACACAGUAAGGAUGCCAUGGAGUGACGCAUUGGAUUUGAGUAGAAUUGAAAGUGAAACUAACAGAUAAAUCAUUAGGAUUAAUCUUAAUGAUUGUUAGCAUCUCUGGAGAGUUUUAACCAAUCAUCUAGUCUACUCAGGCAUGGAAAAAUCAAUCAUUUUCUGUGUAAAACCAGCUUUAGGACAAAGAAACAUUGUCUCGAGGUUUAUCAAGGUUUCAUUGUGAGAUUAAGAUCAGCUUAUAGAUGGAGUUCCUCACCAAACAACACUAUCUGAAGGUUUUUUUUUUUAUUGUAGGCUAGCUUUAUGAAAUAAUUUAGCUAAAUAUGCAAAGUAUGAAAAUGCAAAACCUGUUUUUAUGUUGAUUUCUUAUGUAUAUUCUGCAACUCUUAAGUUUUCAACAUGUAUAGAUGUACCUGUUCAGGACAGCUGAUUUAUUUCAAUGUGUGCUUAUUUUUAAACCUAAGGUAAUGCUUUAGUCUUUUUAAUUAUAAGUGAAUUUUUAACAACCUUUCAAUUGCCUAAUAAAGCGUAUU
Molecule: messenger RNA, 6642 nt
Organism: Danio aesculapii
Lineage: Eukaryota; Metazoa; Chordata; Actinopteri; Cypriniformes; Danionidae
Product: zinc finger protein 721
Exons: 7
Coding region: 241-2886 (881 amino acids)
Biological process (GO): regulation of cytokine production; regulation of immune system process; negative regulation of transcription by RNA polymerase II
Source: RefSeq, a predicted model, not a curated record